CGACCUCCAUCAAGCUAACGUGGUCCAGACAAAAUGAUUACAAGCCUUCCUACUCCUACCUGGUCAUAGCGAGACAGAGUGGCAGCGAGAUAAAGAAUGAUUCGACAAAGAAUGAUUCGACAAAGAAUGAGACGUACACCUUCUAUAAUCUGACCUCUGGAGAGCUGUACACAUUUUCUGUGUUCACGGUUAUAGCAGGGGUCAAAUCCACAGAGGAAAAUACACAGAGUUACACAAUGCCUGAAGCAGUCUCAAACAUUACAGCCGUAGGAACCACAACUAGCCUUUCAGUGAGCUGGACACUGGUGACAGGGAAGGUCUCCAGUUACAGUGUUACAGUGCUAAAUAGUGCUGGACAGUUAGUGAACAGCACGGAUGUAAACAAUCAAACUACAAACACAGUCUUUGGGAGCUUGACACCAGGAGUAAACUACUGUGUCCAGUUGAUCACCAAAAGUGGACCUUUUCAGAGUAACAGUUCACGUGUCUGCAAUGCAACUUUUCCCAACCCUCCUCGCUCCAUCACAGUGCAAUCUCAGACUGUUAAUUCCAUCAACUUCACCUGGGCCCUUCCACAGAACAUGAACCACGAGGGUUACAACUUUAGUGUCACCACCACUAACAACAACUUUGUGACAAAAGACAACUGGUUCCUGCUGGGAAACCUCCCAUCUGGAAGCCCCUUCAAUAUCUCUGUUGUUACUGUGGGUGUGAUGGGAUAUAAAAGUACAUCAGUGACAACAGUAAACUAUACCAGACCAUUUCCUGUAUCCAAUCUGACUCAGACAGAAAUAACUACAAAUGCAGUGACCUUGGUGUGGGCACAGCAGGAGAGCAAAUUAAGCUACUCUUACUGGGUGCAGCUGUCACUAGUGUUGCUGUUGGUGUAUCGGUACCAGUUUUUCCCAUUCUCUUCAGUGUCCUCAUCAGCUUUAUUAUCUACUGAAAAAGGCCAGACAAAAAAGAAUCGCCAGACAUCCAGAUUCAAUCUUUAAGAGAAAAGAUGUAAAUAUGAAAUCUUCAAAUCACAAAACAUGAGCAUAUCUUUCAAAUGUAAUGUGAUGUCACGGUGCUGGGUAUGUGACCCAGUGUUGUGAGUGGAUUCAUUUUUCUUUCCUUUGCUUUAAGAAGACGAUUUAGGUUUAAGCUUUGAUUGGUUUAGUUCUUUUAGUGACUCUUAGUUUAUCUAUGUUUCUGGGUCAUGGUUUCUUGUUUGCUGUUGUUAGGUUCCUUUUGUAUUAGUUUCUGUCGCUCUCUCUUCUCUCUUGUUGUCCUCACCUAAGUCUCCGGAGUCGUGGAUUUGGGUCCUCUCUCUGCCUGCCACACAGUACCAUCAUGACAUGUUAGUGUUUUUCUGAACAAACCUUAUCACUAAACUGUGGUUCAAGCAGAAAUGUGGCUGUGAGUGUCGAGGACUUUGAGGCUUACUACCCGAAGCAGAGAGUAGACUCCAAAUGUGGCUUUGCAGAGGAAUUUAAAGGAAAUCACAAAAACUGAAUAUUCAUUUUGCUAGAUUCAUUUUUAUGCCUUUCAGGCUUUUGAUAACAGUCAUCAAGCUUCCUGGAUUCAAACACUGAGGUUUUUUUUUAUUUUAUUUUAUUAUUUUAUUUUAUUUUAUUUUUUUGUAGAUUUAUGAAUGUUGACAGUGGACGAAACUGCACAUAGAGCUGCAAUAAUGGAUUAUCUGUCUUGGUCACUUUUCUAUAGUUGCAUGUUUUUGUAUUGCUAAGAUGUUUUAUAAAUGCUUCUUAAUACUAUAUAUGUCUCACUGAUGAUUAGAUGUUUUUGCUCAGUGUUGGGAAGUUUAGGCUUCCCAUGACUUUGUGUUGCAUGUUACAUUACUUAUAUAAUCAAAAUAAAAUGUAUUUAUUAUUCA
Messenger RNA from Haplochromis burtoni (Burton's mouthbrooder), 1876 nucleotides. Its product is annotated as receptor-type tyrosine-protein phosphatase H. The coding region runs from base 237 to 995 and encodes 252 amino acids. The transcript is spliced from 7 exons. The record is from RefSeq and is a predicted model, not a curated record. Gene Ontology annotation, molecular function: protein binding. NCBI's taxonomy places the organism in Eukaryota, Metazoa, Chordata, Actinopteri, Cichliformes, Cichlidae.